Messenger RNA from Clupea harengus (Atlantic herring), 3003 nucleotides. RefSeq names its product SEC14-like protein 1. Gene Ontology annotation, molecular function: RIG-I binding. NCBI's taxonomy places the organism in Eukaryota, Metazoa, Chordata, Actinopteri, Clupeiformes, Clupeidae. Gene Ontology annotation, biological process: negative regulation of RIG-I signaling pathway. Gene Ontology annotation, cellular component: cytosol; cytoplasm. The transcript has 16 exons. The record is from RefSeq and is a predicted model, not a curated record. Bases 231 to 2282 code for a protein of 683 amino acids.
AGGGUCUAUAAGCACCCCUUCGAGUUGAUCAUGGCGGUGAGUACCAGGUCAGGGUCUAUAAGCACCCCUUCGAGUUGAUCAUGGCGGUGAGUACCAGGUCAGGGUCUAUAAGCACCCCUUCGAGUUGAUCAUGGCGGUGAGUACCAGGUCAGGGUCUAUAAGCACCCCUUCGAGUUGAUCAUGGCGGUGAGUACCAGGUCAGGGUCUAUAAGCACCCCUUCGAGUUGAUCAUGGCGGCGUAUGUGCGUCGCUUCCCCAGUUGCCCCCUGAUCCCCAUGUUUGUGUCGGGUGAGGUGGUGAGGGAGGAGGAGAGUGCCGACGGGGCCACAACCGUCACCGAGAGGCGCUGCACCGUGGACGUGGACGCGCCCCGCCUGCUCAAGAGGAUUGCAGGUGUAGACUACCUGUACUUCACUCAGAAGAAUUCUCUGGACCGGCGGCAAAGGACGCUGCACAUUGAGGCCUACAACCAGACCUUCUCCAGCAGAGUGCUAGUGACGGAGCACUGCAGUUAUACGGUCCACCCAGAGAAUGAGGAGUGGACGUGUUUUGAGCAGUCGGCCAGUCUGGACAUGAAGUCCUUCUUUGGCUUCGAGAGCACAGCUGAGAAGAUCGCCAUGAAGCAGUACGCCAGCAGCAUCAGCAAAGGUAAGGAGAUCGUAGAGUAUUACCUGAAGGAGUUGGAGGGCGAGGGCAUCACCCACGUCCCUCGCUGGCUCCCCCCCAUCGCUGCCACACCGCCGCCCCCCGGUGGCCGCAAGGAGAAUGCCACCCUCUCGGACACACUGCCCGGGCCCCCGGAUGAUAAACUGGAUGCUGACUACAUCAGGCGUUACCUAGGUGAGCUGACUCCACUACAGGAGAGCUGCCUCAUCCGCCUCAGACAGUGGCUACAGGACACACACAAGGGCAAGAUCCCUAAGGACCAGCAUGCAUUGCGUUUCCUGCGCUCGCGUGACUUCAACCUGGAGAAGGCUCACGAGGCGCUACGCCACACGCUCACCUGGCGCAAGCAGUACCAGAUCGACCCGCUGCUGGACAGCUGGCACCGCCCACAGCUGCUGCACGACUACUACACCGGAGGGUGGCAUCACCAAGACAACGAUGGGCGUCCUCUCUACAUCUUGCGUCUGGGGCAGAUGGACACAAAGGGGUUGGUGCGUGCACUGGGGGAGGAGACUCUACUGAGACACGUGCUGUCCAUCAAUGAGGAAGGGUUGAGGCGAUGUGAAGAGAACACCAAUAUUUUUGGCAGGCCAAUCAGCUGCUGGACGUGUCUGGUGGAUCUGGAGGGUCUGAGCAUGAGGCAUCUGUGGAGGCCUGGAGUGAAGGCCCUGCUGAGGUUCAUAGAGCUGGUGGAGGCACACUACCCCGAGACCCUGGGCAGGCUGCUCAUACUGAGGGCCCCUCGAGUCUUCCCUGUGCUCUGGACACUGGUGAGCCCGUUCAUCGAUGAGAACACGCGCAGAAAGUUCCUGAUCUACGCAGGAAAUGACUACCAGGGUCCCGGAGUCCUCCAGGCCUAUAUCAGCCCCAACAUCAUACCUGACUUCCUGGGGGGAGAGUGCCAGUGUGAGAUCCCUGAGGGGGGUGUGGUGCCCAAGUCUCUGUACCGCACUGCUGAGGAGAUGGAGACGGAAGAGGCCCGCAUGUGGACCGACACCAUCUACAAGAGCGCGAGUGUCCUGAAGGGGGCGCCACAUGAGGUGCUGAUAGAGAUCAUUGAGCCGUCCUCCGUCAUCACCUGGGACUUUGACGUGUGUAAAGGCGACGUGGUGUUCAACAUCUACCACUCGCGGCGCACCCCCCAGACCCCCCCGCACAGAGAGGCUCAGGGGGCACACACACUCUCACACCCACACACACCGCCGGGGGCCUGCAGCAACAACACCCAGAUGAUUGACAGGUCAUGGGUGUUGGGGCAGGACUACAGCAGGGUGGAGACCGCACUCACCUGCCGAGAGGGGGAAAGCAUACAGGGAUCUCAUGUGACGCGCUGGCCUGGGUUCUACAUCCUUCAGUGGCGUUUCCAUGGCGCUGGGGGUGCGGGGGGGGCGGCGGCGUGCUCGGGCUCCAGUCUGGCGCGUGUCGACGAUAUGCUCGCCUCCCUCCAGGGGGCGCCACACCGCUGCAGGAUCCUCUACUACACCGAGGUGCUGCAGUCCCAGGACUUCAGGGGUUCCAUGUCCAGUCUGGAGUCUAGUCACAGCGGCUUCUCUCAGCUCAGUUCUGCCACCGCCACCUCUAGACAAUCACAGACCAGUUCCACCCUCUCCAGGUAGUAAUCGACCAAUCACAGACCAGUUCCACCCUCUCCAGGUAGUAACCGACCAAUCACAGAACAGUUCCACCCUCUCCAGGUAGCAACCGACCAAUCACAGACCAGUUCCACCCUCUCCAGGUAGCAACCAACCAAUCACAGACCAGUUCCACCUUCUCCAGGUAGUAACCGACCAAUCACAGACCAGUUCCACCCUCUCCAGGUAGUAACCGACCAAUCACAGACCAGUUCCACCCUCUCCAGGUAGUAACCGACCAAUCACAGACCAGUUCCACCCUCUCCAGGUAGUAACCGACCAAUCAGAGACCAGUUCCACCCUCUCCAGGUAGUAACCGACCAAUCACAGACCAGUUCCACCCUCUCCAGGUAGUAAUCGACCAAUCACAGACCAGUUCCACCCUCUCCAGGUAGUAACCGACCAAUCACAGACCAGUUCCACCCUCUCCAGGUAGUAACCGACCAAUCAGAGACCAGUUCCACCCUCUCCAGGUGGUAACCGACCAAUCAGAAUCCAAUUCUCGGCCUGCCUGGGUUUCUGUUCAUCUCGGUCAGCAUACAGAUCACUCCGCGUUCACAGAUGAGUUCUCUUCUGAAAACACUGGACACACACACACACACACAGCCUAGAUGAGCUAUUGUAUUAACUAUUGUAAUAACUGAUGUAAUAAUAACUGCCUAAGUGCAUUUGCUGUAUAUUUGUAAUAAACAUGGAUAUCACCUUU